This is a messenger RNA of Heteronotia binoei (common prickly gecko), 511 nucleotides long. RefSeq names its product carbonyl reductase [NADPH] 1-like. Bases 38 to 511 code for a protein of 157 amino acids. NCBI's taxonomy places the organism in Eukaryota, Metazoa, Chordata, Lepidosauria, Squamata, Gekkonidae. Gene Ontology annotation, molecular function: carbonyl reductase (NADPH) activity. The record is from RefSeq and is a predicted model, not a curated record. The transcript is spliced from 3 exons.
CUUCCUUAUUCCUGUAUGGUUUCAUAUGUAAAGGAAAAUGCCCAGCAAACCAGUAGCCGUGGAAACCGGAGCCAACAGAGGCAUUGGGUUUACUAUUGUGUGGUCUCUGUGCAAGCAGUUCUCUGGAGAUGUGUACCAGACAGCCUGUGAUGUGGAGAGGGGCAAGGCAGCAGUGGCAGAGCUGCAAGCAGAAGGGCUGAAGCUGCUUUUCCACCAGCUGGACACCAAUGACUUGCAGAGUAUCCGAAGCCUGCGCGACUUCCUGAAGGAGAAGUAUGGAGGCUUGAAUGUGCUCGUCAACAAUGCAGGGAUUGCUUUCAAAGAUGAUGAUCCCACCCCAUUUCAUAUAAUAGCUAAAAUAACAGUGAAAACAAACUUCUUUGGGACUAGAAAUAUUUGCAAGGAGUUAUUAUUAGCACUCAUAAAACUGCAAGAGGACAAGUUGACUAUCAGCAACGCCUUGUGUUUCGCCUCGGAGGCAAAGGGUCCCACAUCUGCAGGCAUUUUAUAA